CGGGUGUGAAACUUACUUUAAAGGUUUGCUGUAACAGAGGCCAGGAUGUCUACUCCAGAUCCUCCCAUUGGAGGGACUCCUAGGCCUGGUCCCUCCCCGGGACCCUCACCAGGCUCCACCCAGACUAUGAUGGGUCCCAGUCCAGGACCACCCACUUCUUCAGGUCACUCACACCCACCGCAAGGGCCAUCAGGAUACACCCAAGAAAAUGUGCACCAACUACACAAACCAAUAGAAGGCACACAUGAGAAGGCCCUGCCCGAGGACCCGCGUUUUGGCCAGAUGAAAGGAAUUCCCGUGAGACCAGGGGGACACAGUGGGAUGGGACCUCCACCCAGUCCCAUGGACCAGCACUCGCAAGGAUACCCAUCCCCACUGGGUCCCUCAGAGCAUGUGUCCAGCCCAGCGCCCGCUAGUGGACCUCCACCUGGUCCUGUCAUGCCUUCCUCAGGCCCUGGCCCUUUCCCUCUGGAGAGUGGAGAUUCUCAACCGCUGCCUCAGCAAAACCGGCCCGGGCCUCUGAACGGGGGAUCCGGUGCCACUGGAACCUCCUCUGGCACAAGUGGACCAACCCCUUUUAACCAGAACCAGCUUCAUCAGCUGAGGGCACAAAUCAUGGCCUAUAAGAUGCUGACACGUGGGCAACCUUUGCCAGACCACCUGCAGAUGGCGGUGCAGGGCAAGAGACCAAUGCUGGGCAUGCAGCAGCAGCAGCCGACCAUGCCCGCUUUGCCUCCUGGGCCAGGAGGAGCAGGACCUGGUACAGGCUCAGGACCAAUGGGCUCCACCUUCAGUCGAACUCAUGGAAUGGUUGGACCCAAUAUGCCGCCUCCAGGACCCUCUGGUGUUCCUCCUGGAAUGCAGGGCCAGCCUCCCAAUGGUCCCCCCAAAACAUGGCCUGAAGGUGGUCCUAUCGUGAAUGCCGCAACACCUUCAAAUGCUCCUCAGAAACUGAUCUCUCCUCAACCCACGGGACGACCUUCACCAGCUCCCCCUUCUGUACCCCCUGCCGCCUCUCCCGUCGUACCCCCCCAGACGCAGUCGCCUGGGCAGCCAGCCCAGCCCACACCUGCGGUACCACCCCACCAGAAGCAGAACCGCAUCACUCCCAUCCAAAAGCCCUGUGGCCUAGACCCUGUAGAGAUCCUGCAGGAGAGGGAGUACAGGCUUGAGGCACGCAUCACUCAUCGCAUUCAGGAGCUGGAGAACCUUCCGGGUUCGCUGGCCGGUGACCUGCGUACUAAAGCUACUAUUGAACUGAAGGCCCUACGACUCCUUAACUUCCAGAGACAAUUGCGUCAGGAGGUGGUGGUGUGUAUGAGGCGUGACACGGCUUUGGAGACGGCUCUGGAUGCUAAAGCCUACAAACGCAGUAAACGUCAGUCGCUGAGAGAGGCUCGUAUCACCGAGAAACUAGAGAAACAGCAAAAGAUCGAACAAGAGCGCAAGCGCCGUCAGAAACACCAGGAGUACCUGAACAGCAUCCUCCAACAUGCCAAAGACUUCAAAGAGUACCACCGUUCCAUCACGGGGAAGAUCCAGAAACUGACCAAAUCUGUGGCCACCUACCAUGCCAACACUGAAAGGGAGCAGAAGAAAGAAAAUGAACGCAUCGAGAAAGAGAGAAUGAGGAGACUGAUGGCAGAGGAUGAGGAAGGCUAUCGAAAGUUAAUUGAUCAGAAAAAGGACAAGCGUCUGGCCUACUUGCUGCAGCAGACUGAUGAGUACGUAGCCAACCUCACUGAGCUGGUUCGAGCUCACAAAGCCGUCCAGGCACUGAAGGAGAAGAAAAAGAAGAAGAAAAAGAAGAAGAAGCUGGAGACUGCUGAGGGACAGACUGUUGCUCUGGGACCUGAUGGAGAGCCUCUUGAUGAAACGAGUCAAAUGAGUGACCUGCCAGUGAAAGUCAUCCAUGUGGACAGUGGGAAGAUUCUGACUGGUGUGGAUGCUCCCAAAGCUGGUCAGCUGGACACCUGGCUAGAGAUGAACCCAGGUUACGAAGUAGCCCCGAGGUCAGACAGUGAAGACAGCGGCUCUGAAGAAGAAGAGGAGGAAGAGGAGGAGCAGCCCCAGCCCUCACAGCCCCCCGUGGAGGAAAAGAAGAAAAUUCCGGACCCCGACAGCGAGGACGUGUCAGAGGUGGACGCUCGUCACAUCAUCGAACACGCUAAGCAGGAUGUAGAUGACGAGUAUGGCAGUGCAUCCUUUGCCCGCGGCUUGCAGUCUUAUUACGCGGUAGCCCACGCCGUGACUGAGAAGGUGGAGAAACAGUCCUCCCUGCUGGUAAACGGCCAGCUCAAACAAUAUCAGAUCAAAGGCCUGGAGUGGCUGGUGUCUCUGUACAACAAUAACCUUAAUGGCAUCUUGGCUGAUGAGAUGGGCCUGGGCAAGACCAUUCAGACCAUAGCUCUAAUCACAUACCUCAUGGAGUACAAACGUCUUAACGGCCCCUAUCUGAUUAUUGUACCCCUCUCGACUCUCUCUAACUGGGUUUAUGAAUUUGACAAGUGGGCCCCUUCUGUUGUUAAAGUCUCUUACAAGGGAUCGCCAGCUGCCAGAAGAGCCUUCGUACCCCAGUUGCGUUCUGGAAAGUUCAACGUGCUGUUGACCACCUAUGAGUACAUCAUCAAAGACAAACAAGUGCUAGCUAAGAUUCGUUGGAAGUACAUGAUUGUGGAUGAAGGCCAUCGUAUGAAGAACCAUCAUUGUAAGCUGACGCAGGUGUUGAACACGCACUACCUUGCCCCGCGUCGGGUCCUCCUCACUGGAACACCGCUGCAAAACAAACUGCCUGAGCUUUGGGCCCUCCUCAAUUUUCUGCUGCCCACCAUCUUCAAGAGCUGCAGCACCUUUGAACAAUGGUUCAAUGCUCCCUUCGCCAUGACUGGAGAAAAGGUGGACCUGAAUGAGGAGGAAACCAUUCUGAUCAUUCGGCGUCUACACAAGGUCCUCCGACCCUUCCUGCUCAGAAGACUGAAGAAAGAAGUGGAGGCCCAGCUUCCAGAGAAGGUGGAAUACGUGAUAAAGUGUGACAUGUCAGCUCUCCAGAGGGUUCUGUAUCGGCACAUGCAGGCUAAAGGAGUCUUGCUGACUGAUGGCUCGGAGAAAGAUAAGAAGGGUAAAGGAGGCACUAAGACUCUGAUGAACACUAUCAUGCAGCUUAGGAAGAUCUGUAACCAUCCCUACAUGUUCCAGCAGAUCGAGGAAUCAUUUUCAGAGCACCUUGGUUUCUCAGGGGGUAUAGUGCAAGGUCCCGACCUCUACCGAGCUUCGGGCAAGUUUGAGGUACUGGAUCGCAUCCUACCAAAGCUUAGAGCCACCAAUCACAAGGUACUGCUCUUCUGUCAGAUGACCUCUCUGAUGACUAUCAUGGAGGACUACUUUGCCUACCGAAACUUCAAAUACCUACGUCUGGAUGGUACUACCAAAGCAGAGGAUCGUGGGAUGUUACUGAAAACCUUUAAUGAUCCUGCAUCUCAGUACUUCAUCUUCCUCCUGAGUACCAGAGCAGGGGGGCUUGGACUCAACCUGCAGUCUGCAGACACAGUGGUCAUUUUUGACAGUGACUGGAACCCUCAUCAGGACCUGCAAGCCCAGGACCGUGCCCAUCGCAUCGGCCAGCAGAACGAGGUCCGUGUUCUUCGACUCUGCACGGUAAACAGCGUGGAGGAGAAAAUCUUGGCAGCGGCCAAGUAUAAGCUAAACGUGGACCAGAAGGUGAUCCAGGCGGGCAUGUUCGACCAGAAGUCCUCUAGUCACGAGCGCCGAGCCUUCCUGCAGGCCAUCCUGGAGCAUGAGGAACAAGAUGAGGAGGAGGAUGAGGUGCCAGAUGAUGAGACUGUUAACCAAAUGAUUGCCAGGAGUGAAGAGGAGUUUGACCAAUUCAUGCGAAUGGAUCUGGAUCGACGCCGGGAGGAGGCACGGAACCCCAAGCGCAAGCCUCGUCUGAUGGAGGAAGACGAGCUGCCCACCUGGAUAAUGAAGGACGACGCAGAAGUGGAGCGACUCACCUGCGAAGAGGAGGAGGAGAAGAUGUUUGGCCGUGGCUCACGCCAGCGCAAGGAGGUGGACUACAGCGACUCCCUCACGGAGAAACAGUGGCUUAAGGCCAUAGAGGAGGGCACUUUGGAAGAAAUGGAGGAGGAGGUUCGUCAUAAGAAAACAACUCGCAAGAGGAAGCGGGACCGCGACCUGGACCUGCCAGGCCCGGACAAAGACGACGACAGCAAAAGGCAGAAGAAACGCGGGCGGCCUCCCGCCGAGAAACUCUCGCCCAACCCGCCUGCCCUCACUAAAAAAAUGAAGAAAAUUGUCGAUGCUGUCAUCAAAUACAAAGAGAGUAAUGGCCGACAGCUGAGCGAAGUUUUCAUCCAGCUUCCCUCUCGGAAAGAGCUGCCUGAGUACUAUGAGCUUAUCCGUAAACCCGUGGACUUCAGGAAGAUUAAGGAGAGAAUCCGGAGUCACCGCUACCGCAGUCUGAACGAUCUGGAGCGAGAUGUGAUGCUGCUGUGUCAGAACGCACAGACCUUUAAUCUGGAGGGUUCACUGAUCUAUGAGGACUCCAUUGUGCUCCAGUCAGUGUUCAGCAGCCUGCGGCAGAAGAUUGAGAAAGAGGAGGAGAGCGAAGGGGAGGACACUGAGGAGGAAGAGGAUGAGGCUGAUGAAGGGUCAGAAUCAGAAUCGCGUUCAGUGAAGGUGAAGAUUAAGCUGGGACGGAAGGAGAAAGCUCUGGAGCGAGGGAAGGGCAGGAGACGCGGGGGCCGCACCAGAGCCAAACCGGUCGUGAGUGACGACGACACCGAAGAGGAGCAAGAGGAAGUGAGACAUGAACGCUCAGCGACUGCUAGCGAAGAGGACUGAAGCAAAAUAUUAUGGCAUCAAAACUUUCCCAAUCUAGAGAGGAGAUAUGUUAUGAAGUUGAUUAAAAUGUCUCUGUGGUACUUGCCUAUGUAAAGAGCUGUGUUAGUCGGUAUUGUAAAAUGGCUGGAUGGA
Molecule: messenger RNA, 4992 nt
Organism: Chanos chanos (milkfish)
Lineage: Eukaryota; Metazoa; Chordata; Actinopteri; Gonorynchiformes; Chanidae
Gene: smarca4b
Product: SWI/SNF related BAF chromatin remodeling complex subunit ATPase 4b
Exons: 35
Coding region: 46-4860 (1604 amino acids)
Biological process (GO): regulation of DNA-templated transcription
Cellular component (GO): nucleus
Molecular function (GO): histone binding; ATP binding
Source: RefSeq, a predicted model, not a curated record